AUAACUUUAUUCUUUGUGUCUAGAAUACAGGAGCCAUUUAAGAUGAAGGGUGGCCAAGAAGAACUUGGCAAUAAAGAGAGAGAAUUUGUGUAUCAGUUCACUGCUGGAAACCAGCAUUUUGUCCUCACUGUUCCACUGAAAUUCCCAGUGGAAGAAAAUGCUAACCACCUGCACGGGCGCCUGAUGCUUCUUCAUGAUUUGCCAUGCUUCAUUGAAGAUGAUUUAAAAGAAUCCCUUAAUAAAUUCAUUGAGGAAGAAUCCAUAAAAGAGUAUGACAGAGAGGCAGAAGCAGCUCUGGAGGCUGUGAAGUCUGGCAAAGUUGAUUUGCACCACCUGACAAACUCAUGGGCCAGAGCUUAUACUGAGGCAACACUAGAACAUGCAAGGCCUGAAGAUCCCAGUUGGGAUGAAGACUUUGCAGAUGUCUAUCAUGAUUUGAUCCAUUCUCCUGCCUCUGAAACCCUCUUGAACCUAGAACACAACUAUUUUGUUAGCAUAUCAGAAUUAAUAAGUGAAAGAGAUGUAGAACUGAAAAAAUUACGAGAAAGGCAGGGGGCUGAAAUGGACAAGGUGAUGCAGGAACUGGGGAAGUCGUUAACAGAUCAAGAUGUGAACAUGCUGGCUGCCCAACACUUUGAUUCCCAGCAGGUUUUGGAGAACAAGUGGAACAAUGAACUGAAACAAACUACAGCCAUCCAGAAACAAGAGUAUCAGGAGUGGGUGGUGAAGCUUCAUGAGGACUUAAAGAAUCCCAACAGCACUAUCAGUGAUGAAAUAAAGGUUCAGCCCAAUCAGUGGAGGGAAUCUGUAGAAGGGAAUGGAAGACUUUUUGAAGACCAGAGACAGUUGGAAGAAAGCUUCACAAUUCAUUUGGGAGCACAACUGAAAACCAUGCACAAUCUGAGAUUACUGCGGGCAGAUAUGCUAGACUUCUGUAAGCACAAGCGAAGUCAUCGAAGCGGCGUCAAACUGCACCGGCUUCAGACGGCCUUGUCACUUUACUCCACUUCUCUUUGUGGUCUAGUCCUCUUAGUGGACAAUCGCAUCAGUUCAUACAGUGGGAUCAAAAGAGAUUUUGCGACUGUUGGCCAGGAGUGUACAGACUUUCACUUUCCAGGGAUUCAGGAGCAGCUUGAAGUCGUCCAGCAAGUUGUCCUUUAUGCCCGAGCACAACGCAGCAGUAAAUCCAAGAGACUGCACGAUGCAGCAAACAGAAAUAGUGGUGGUGAUGAUAAAUCUAAGAAUUUGGAACAAAACCAAUCAAAUAUUUUGCCCGGGGAGUUUUACAUCACUCGCCACUCAAAUCUCUCUGAAAUCCAUGUUGCUUUUCACCUCUGUGUGGAUGAUAAUGUGAGGUCAGGGAACAUCACAGCCCGGGAUCCUGCAAUAAUGGGCCUUCGAAACAUCCUCAAAGUGUGUUGCACGCAUGACGUUACUACUGUGAGCAUUCCUCUUCUGCUAGUGCACGAUAUGUCCGAGGAAAUGACGAUAUCUUGGUGUUUGAAAAGGGCUGAGCUGGUAUUUAAGUGUGUUAAAGGAUUCAUGAUGGAAAUGGCUUCUUGGGAUGGUGGAAUUUCUCGGACUGUACAAUUUCUGGUGCCACAGAGUAUUUCAGAAGAAAUGUUUUACCAACUGAGUAACAUGUUGCCACAAAUUUUCCGUGUCUCUUCUACGCUCACUCUGACGUCCAAACACUGAAUUACCUCAAGGGUUCUGGAAAAGAAUUGUAGUUAGUGAAAAUCUGAACAUGGUUAUUUGUGCAAGACAGUGACAGAAGUUAGGAUGGAAGGGGUUUUUUGGUCACAGCAGGGGGCGCAUGCAUGCAUCUGUGCAUGGUGACAGUUUGUUGUCAUUUUCCCCCUUUUAGCUCCUCCCACUUCCCUGAAUGCUGUUUUGGAGGAUCUGCUGGGAAGAAUUGCUGUAGAAAAGUUAUUGCCCUGUUGAAUUGUCACAAAGAAAAAAACAAUAUCUAUUUCUAGAUAGGAUCAGUUGACCCAAACUGUUUCUAAUGCUGUUUCGUAUUUCAUGUGACAUUUUGAUUUUCAUGCUGCUUUCAUGUCAUGAAAAAUACUUGCCUAGUAACAACUCUUGAUGAAGCCCUGUACUUGUGUAUCUACAUGCGGGGUAGAAAUGGCUACUCCAAACCACUUGCCUGGCUCAAGUACAGGUGUUGCAAUCCCAAACACAUUUACAUGUGUCUGUUGUUGGAAAUGGCAGCCUUUUGUCUGAUUUCUCCCACACGUGUACACCUCCAUAAUAUUUGAAGUAACUUGGCAAUUUCCUGAUACCACAGCAUGUGGAAGUGAAGACAUGCAAUAUCAUUGCAGCAGGACACCAGUUAAUUGUUCGAAGCAUUGCAAAGGGGGAGAUGGGAAUUAAACACAUAGCUGCCAUUUCUUUCAGCAACCAUAUGCAUAGCAUAACAUCUAAUUGUGACCUUAUUUGGAAGUGAAUCCAGAGUGUGCAGUGCACCUUUUUUCCAAAUCACUAUGACUCAGGGUUGGAUCUUGUGGAGACAUUGCACUAAUAGAUUCAUGGGAUCCAGCCUUGUGAUUGAAGGAACCAGUUGAAUAUUUUGCUGUUGAUUCAUUCAGUGUGCUCUCUUGCUUAGUAAAUCAUGAAUUGUAAUGGGAAAAGAAGUCUUAGAACUGUGAAAUAUUUCAAUAGGGCUUUGAUAAAAUGACCUGAGUAGGAGAAUGCGAAGCUCUUAGUUUGUAGAGACCACAUAGAAAAUGAUGAUAAUGCUCUCAUUAUUCUUGAUUUGUGCCUCUGACUGGUUGUUAAUUUUUGCUACAAUAAACUUUGGUGACGAGGA
Molecule: messenger RNA, 2815 nt
Organism: Heteronotia binoei (common prickly gecko)
Lineage: Eukaryota; Metazoa; Chordata; Lepidosauria; Squamata; Gekkonidae
Gene: FERRY3
Product: chromosome 14 C12orf4 homolog
Exons: 13
Coding region: 43-1698 (551 amino acids)
Biological process (GO): regulation of mast cell degranulation
Cellular component (GO): cytoplasm
Source: RefSeq, a predicted model, not a curated record